Messenger RNA from Rattus rattus (black rat), 2662 nucleotides. It is a transcript of the gene Ppp1r15b, whose product is annotated as protein phosphatase 1 regulatory subunit 15B. Gene Ontology annotation, cellular component: protein phosphatase type 1 complex; endoplasmic reticulum. NCBI's taxonomy places the organism in Eukaryota, Metazoa, Chordata, Mammalia, Rodentia, Muridae. Gene Ontology annotation, biological process: response to endoplasmic reticulum stress. The record is from RefSeq and is a predicted model, not a curated record. Gene Ontology annotation, molecular function: protein phosphatase regulator activity. The transcript is spliced from 2 exons. The coding region runs from base 470 to 2602 and encodes 710 amino acids.
GCUGGGCCGUAGGAGUAGACGCCCUCGGUCGUCCGUUUCGUCUUGCAGCUUCCGGGUUUGCGGCUGCGGCCAUUUUGAGCUUCGCUUCCUUUUGCUCUCGCCCGCCACCCAGCCCUAACGUCUGUGUAUUUCGCGCCUCCGUGUGGGCCGGGGUCUCCGGAAACGUCGCCGCCGCUGCCGUGUGAGGGGUCUUCUCUAUGGUGGAGCGGUCUCACACGCACUAGGGCGCCUCCUUUCUCGCCGAGAUGGACGUAGUCGCCUUCGCCACCGCUUGCGCGGGCCGCCCGGCCGUACGGUACAUCGCUCGCUACGGAAGCCGCCGCUCUCUGGGCCUCUGCUGGCGCGGGAAUCGGAAUGCAGUACCCAUUCCGUGUCUGGGCAAGGCUAAGACUGUGUAGGCCUCGGACCCUGCCCGCUCUGACGCCGCUGAGCUCCGUACUCGUGCCCGAGAAGUUGCCAAGGAAAGGAGAUGGAGACGGGAACACAUAGGGCUCGGAAGCGGCCUACCUCUCGGAUGGGCUCCUGGUUCCGGCUGCCCUUCCUUCGGCGUUCGCACGCCUGCACUUCCGAGUUCCCGAAGCCUUCUUCUCGACCAAAUCUCGAGGUCUCCGCCCGGCCCGAGCCUCGGACCAGGUACUGGACCAAAUUGCUUUCCCAGCUCCUUGCCCUGCUCCCUAGCUUGCUCCAGAAGCUGCUUAUUUGGAGUCAGCUUUUCGGUGGCAUGAUUCCGACCAGAUGGCUAGAUUUUUCAGCAAGUUACAGCGCUCUAAGAGCUUUGAGAGGACGGGAGGAAUCAGCCGCUCCCACAGUGCAGAAAUCUUUGAAUUCUCUGCGGCUAGACUCUUCUUCGGAAGACUUGGUUGUCAGGUCUCUUGAUUGGCUAGAGGAGGGACUCCAGUGGCAGUGCUCGUCCUCAGACCUGGAAUUGAAAUUCAAGGCCCAGGAAAGAGCUUUAGACUCUACAGCGCACACUUUCCUCUUGGAGCAGCAGCUGUGGGGAGUGGAGUUGCUGCCCGGUAGUCUUCAAACCGGUCUAGUCUCCCACCGAGAACUUGGCUCUUCAUCCUCUGGGCCUCUGAGUACUCAGAGCUUGGGCAAUUUCAAGGUAGUUUCCUAUCUCCUGAACCCUUCCUACCUGGACUGCCUUCCCCAGUUAGAGCUGCGCUGUCAGAACAGCGUCGGAGGUGGCCAACUUGUGGAUUUCCGAACACUAUCCCCAGAGAGCUGCUACCUUUCUGAAGAUGCUUGUCACCCUCAGCCGCUGUGUGCUGAGAUGUCGGCAACUGCCUGGCGGAGGUGUCCGCCCCUCUCUACAGAAGGCCUGCCGGAAAUCCACCACCUUCGGAUGAAACGGCUAGAAUUCCUUCAGGCAAACAAGGGGCAAGAGUUACCCACCCCUGACCAAGACAAUGGCUAUCAUAGCCUGGAGGAGGAGCACUGCCUUCUCCGGAUGGAUCCGCAACAUUGCACAGAUAAGGCAGCACAGGCAGUCUCCCCUGCUGGAGCCAGCCCGCAGCCCACUGAGAAAAAAGUAGAAUUGGUGGUUGAGGAAGUUUCACAGAGCCCCCAGGGAAGCAGUCUGUCUUGUGAGUUAAGUGUGCAAAAAGAAUGUGAAGACUACUCAGACAUAGGGGGUAACCUUCCAGUCUCUACCAGACCAGCUUGUACCAACAAACUGAUAGAUUAUAUUUUGGGAGGAGCCUCCAGUGACUUGGACACCAGCUCCGAUUCUGAAAGUGAGGAUUGGGAUGAGGAACCUGAGGAUGAUGGUUUUGAUAGUGAUGGCUCCCUGUCUGAAUCAGACAUGGAACAAGACUCCGAAGGGCUUCACCUUUGGAACUCUUUCUACAGUGUAGAUCCUUACAACCCCCAAAACUUUACAGCCACAAUUCAGACUGCUGCCAGAAUUGCCCCCAGAGACCCAUCUGAUUCAGAGAAGUCCUGGUCUGGCAACUCUGAUGUAGGGAGUUCUCAGGCCACACUCCUUCCUGAGACCCCUGACCAGAGUUCCGGGGAGGAGGAUGACUGGGAAUCCAGUGCAGAUGAAGCAGAAAAUCUUAGAUUGUGGAACUCUUUCUGUAAUUCUGAGGACCCCUACAACCUUUUAAAUUUUAAGGCUCCUUUCCAAACAUCAGGGAAGAGCUGGAAAGGCAGUCAGGACUCGAAGGCAUCUUCUGAGGCCACAGUGGUCUUUUCUGGGCAUCAGACCUUACUUUCUUGUGAGGCAAAACUGUUAGAGAGCCAAGAAGACAAUUGUCCAGGCUGUGGGCUGGGUGAGGCACUUUCUGGAGAAAGAUACACCCAUAUCAAGAGAAAAAAGGUAACCUUCCUUGAAGAAGUUACUGAGUAUUAUAUAAGUGGUGAUGAGGAUCGCAAAGGACCAUGGGAAGAAUUUGCAAGGGAUGGAUGCAGGUUCCAGAAACGAAUUCAGGAAACAGAAGUCGCCAUUGGCUACUGCUUGACGUUUGAGCACAGAGAAAGAGUGUUUAGUAGACUGCAAGACCAUGUUUCAAAGGACUUACUGUUGUAUAGCAGUGCUAAGCAGAGGGAGCAGCCUGCAGCCCUCACCCACUCCAUCUCUUACUUGAGAGGUUUCUCUUAAAAACAAACACUGGCAGCUGUCCUUGGACAUGUUUUUAAAGAAACAACUUGUUUCUAGUGA